This is a messenger RNA of Loa loa (African eye worm), 300 nucleotides long. RefSeq lists its product as hypothetical. The record is from RefSeq and is a predicted model, not a curated record. NCBI's taxonomy places the organism in Eukaryota, Metazoa, Nematoda, Chromadorea, Rhabditida, Onchocercidae. The transcript has 2 exons. The coding region runs from base 1 to 300 and encodes 99 amino acids.
AUGACGACAAUAAUAAUAAAUAAUGAUAAUAAUAAUAAUAAUAAAACAAUUAAGGAUAGCGAAAUUAUAUGGUACAAUGAAGUACCAAUUGCUUACGACAGCGAAAUUGUACAAGUUUGGACUUUAUCACUGUUAUCACCGUAUCGAAACUCAACGAAAAGGACAGAAGGUAGCCUAGAAGGUCCUGCCUGUAGAGACGAGCUUAUUUUGGUUCAAAUAGGUCAGAUAAACCCGGAUCUACAGGGUGAACCAUCCAAGAAAAUGAUGGACUUCUUCAAUAGCAGAUCAGCGAUGAAUUGA